AUGGCUCCUCGUUUUUGGACAGCGCUUUGGGCGCUUACUCUUGGCCAUUCUGUCGUCGCCGCACCGCAGAUAUUGGCCCCCCGUGCGACAGGUAGUUUGGAUACCUGGUUGGCGUCUGAAAGCACGGUGGCAAGACAGGGUAUCCUAGAUAACAUCGGAUCGGCGGGUGCUUAUGCUGCGAAUGCAAAGCCGGGAAUCGUACUCGCCAGUCCGAGUACAUCUGACCCUAACUACUAUUAUACUUGGACUCGCGACUCGGCCCUGGUGUUCAAAACUUUGGUCGAUAUGUUCAAGAACGGCGACAGCGCUUUGCUAGAUCUUAUUGAAGAAUAUAUCAAUGCGCAGGCCUAUAUCCAGACCCUAUCGAAUCCUUCUGGGGAUCUUUCUGGGGGCGGUGGAUUGGGCGAGCCCAAGUUCAACGCCGAUGAGACAGCUUUCACCGGCUCUUGGGGUCGCCCCCAGCGUGAUGGACCAGCCUUGCGAGCCACUGCAUUGAUUUCGUUUGGCCAAUGGCUUAUUGAUAAUGGGUACACCACCUACGCGGCCAACAUUGUCUGGCCCGUUGUGCGCAACGAUCUCUCCUAUGUUGCCCAGUACUGGAAUCAGACCGGAUUUGAUCUAUGGGAAGAAGUUUCCGGCUCAUCAUUCUUUACCAUCGCCGCUCAGCACCGCGCCUUGGUAGAGGGAAGUACGUUUGCAAGCCAAGUCGGGUCCUCAUGUUCAUACUGUGACUCUCAGGCCCCGCAAGUCUUGUGCUUCCUACAGUCUUUCUGGACUGGAUCUUACAUUCUGGCCAACUUUGGUGGUGGCCGCUCUGGCAAAGAUGCCAACACCCUGCUUGGCAGCAUUCAAACCUUCGAUCCGGAAGCAGGAUGCGAUGACACCACAUUCCAGCCUUGCUCCGCCCGUGCACUUGCAAACCACAAAGUUGUGACUGAUUCUUUCCGAUCGGUCUACUCUGUUAACUCUGGUAUUGCUGCGGGCAAGGCUGUUGCUGUUGGUCGAUACCCAGAGGACUCGUACUACAGUGGUAACCCUUGGUACCUGUGUACCUUGGCUGCAGCUGAGCAGUUGUAUGAUGCUAUAUACACGUGGAACCGUAUCGGUUCUUUGACAAUCACCUCUGUCUCUUUGAGCUUCUUCAAGGAUUUGUAUGGCUCCGCCACUACUGGCACCUACUCCUCGUCCAGUGAUACGUAUGCCUCGAUCGUGAGCGCUGUCAAGGCAUAUGCGGAUGGAUAUGUUAGCGUUGUGGAAAAAUACGCUCCCUCCAGUGGCUCCUUGUCCGAGCAAUACUCCAAGUCAGAUGGCUCACAGCUCUCAGCUCGUGAUCUGACCUGGUCAUACGCAGCCCUCCUUACCGCCAACGAACGUCGAAAUGCCAUUGUUCCUGCGCCAUGGGGCGAGACAUCUGCCAACAGCGUCCCUGGCCAAUGUCAAUACACUUCGGCUAUUGGUACAUUCAGCAGUGCAACAAACACCGCCUGGCCUAGCACUCUGACUAGUGGAUCAGGCAGUGGAACCACUACUGGAGCAGGAGGGGUUACCACCACCAAGCCUACUACCGCCACGAAGACUACCUCGACGACCACAGCAUGCACCACUCCGACCGCCGUUGCAGUGACAUUCAACGUGAUUGCCACGACUACAUAUGGAGAGAACAUCAAGCUUGCUGGAUCUAUCUCUCAGCUUGGUUCCUGGUCCUCAAGCAGUGCUAUUGCGCUGAGCGCUUCCUCGUACACUACGAGCAACCACCUGUGGUUUGUGACUGUGACACUUCCAGUGGGUACUAGCUUUACCUACAAGUUUAUCCGAGUGGCAAGUGAUGGCACUGUUACAUGGGAGAGUGACCCGAAUCUGUCGUACACCGUUCCCGCCACGUGUGGUACCACAGCUGUCACGGUUAGUAAUACCUGGAGGUGA
Molecule: messenger RNA, 1923 nt
Organism: Penicillium expansum
Lineage: Eukaryota; Fungi; Ascomycota; Eurotiomycetes; Eurotiales; Aspergillaceae
Product: putative glucan 1,4-alpha-glucosidase
Exons: 5
Coding region: 1-1923 (640 amino acids)
Biological process (GO): polysaccharide catabolic process
Cellular component (GO): fungal-type vacuole
Molecular function (GO): glucan 1,4-alpha-glucosidase activity; starch binding
Source: RefSeq, a predicted model, not a curated record